This is a messenger RNA of Rhipicephalus sanguineus (brown dog tick), 1165 nucleotides long. RefSeq lists its product as uncharacterized. The transcript is spliced from 4 exons. The record is from RefSeq and is a predicted model, not a curated record. Lineage: Eukaryota; Metazoa; Arthropoda; Arachnida; Ixodida; Ixodidae. The coding region runs from base 150 to 719 and encodes 189 amino acids.
CCGAUGACGUAGGAGUUGUUGUUUGGAGGAGCACGUGUGGCGCACGUUGGAACGAGUGCUUGUGCCGUGUUAUGGUCUCUGCUGGUACCGCUUGUGCAUUGCUUCGAGUUCGGUCGUUCGGUGUGAGCCUCAGUUAGAGAUAGCACAACAUGAGCCAUAUAUUAGUUAAAUGGGUGUCGUCGUCACAGUGGGAUGUGUACAACGUCCGAGCGAUUGUGGACACCAGUGUAAGCCUGCAACUGCUGAUGGACGCAAAUGCCAUUGUAAAUUUGCGCGGCACCGUGGUAGCCGUAAAUUGGAAGGAGGGCGAGCCGGCGGCAGACGCCGAGUUGCUGGACUUCGGGUUAGAAAGGACAAUGGAGCGCCGGCGAACAAAACUGGUGCGGUUGGCGAGCACGGCUUUGGACAGUGCCAAGGAGGUGCCUUCAGAGGAGAAUGCGCCGGACGAGGCUGGUGCUCAGUGUGCCUGCAGUGCCUCACAGCAGGUCAAAGAGCUUGAAGACGAGGUCAGGGAGCUACGCAAGCGGCUAACAGUUGCUGAAAACAUGCUUGACUCCUAUGACAUGGUAAAAAAGUUGAGGAAAAUCUUGAGGAAGACGGAGAAAGACCCAUCUCCUGCUGUUGAAGCCGAAAGGGCGAGUAUUCCUAAUUUUGAAAAUUUUUUGUUGUUUUUUCUUUUUGUUGCUUCUGUGGCAAGCUAUCUUGUGCAGCACAAUUGAUCUCAAGAUGCCAUAAACGUUACCUCUGGCUAUUGAAACUGUACCCAACGGGCUGUUACUGAGGCCUAAGCUUAGCAUGUUCACAUGCUGUGUGUGUUGCGCUACCAAUGAAAUAGGAGUUGCUGCCCCAGUCUAUCUUGAUCAGUGCACGGUUUUUGUGGUUUUUCCACAUAAAACCCUGUAAUGAUAUUUAUUUUGCCCAGUAUUUUUUUUUCAUCUGAACAUAGCAGCAUUGCUGAUCAUGGUACUUCAGCAGCACUUGCUGUUGGGUUAACUUGUGCAUGUUUUCUAUUGUUAAAGGGGUUGUGAAAAGAAAAUGAAGCUGCCCGGUUGUAAUUUCUUCUGCUCCAAUACAGAUUAGACAUGCCGAUUCCGAAAUAUUUUGCCGAUUCCGAAAUAUUUCGGUGCAAUAUUCAGUCUAUAAUUAAUGACGCCUGUUUGAACUC